Solenopsis invicta (red fire ant) is the source of this 1000-nucleotide messenger RNA. RefSeq names its product 15-hydroxyprostaglandin dehydrogenase [NAD(+)]-like. NCBI's taxonomy places the organism in Eukaryota, Metazoa, Arthropoda, Insecta, Hymenoptera, Formicidae. Gene Ontology annotation, molecular function: oxidoreductase activity, acting on the CH-OH group of donors, NAD or NADP as acceptor. Gene Ontology annotation, cellular component: cytoplasm. The record is from RefSeq and is a predicted model, not a curated record. The coding region runs from base 88 to 885 and encodes 265 amino acids. The transcript has a single exon.
UACUUUAUUUAUAGACAGUCCUUUACUAAGAUACGUUACAGAAACACAUCUUACAAGCAUUUCACAAAGAGAUAUCAUUGCACCACAAUGUACAACGUAAAGAAUAAAACUGUAAUGAUCACUGGGGCGGCUACUGGACUAGGCUACAAGUAUGCCGAAAUAUUGCUUCAUAAUGGUGCAAAGAAGAUUGCCGUGGUUGAUUUACCAACAUCAAAUGGCCAGGAUGCGGUAGCUACCUUGGAGAACGAAUUUGGGAAGGGCCGUGCCAUCUUCGUUGCCUGCGACGUGUCAAAGGCCGAUGACUUGAAAAAGACAUUUGAGAAGAUCGUCGACGUGUUUGGAGGACUCGAUAUUCUUAUCAACAACGCCGGUAUUUUGAAUGAUAAACUGUGGGAACAAACAAUCGAGGUUAAUGUCAAAGCAGUAAUUCGCGGCUCUAUAUUGGCGUUUGACCAUAUGGGAAAGCAUAAAGGUGGCAAGGGUGGCGUAAUCGUCAACAUCUCAUCCGUGACCGGAUUGUGCCCAUUUUUUUUUAUUCCAAUGUAUUCUGCUUCGAAGCAUGCCGUUCUGGGAUUCAGCCAAUCUCUGGCGAAAAUGUAUGACAAAACCGGAGUGCGAGUUGUUAUAAUGUGCCCGGGAAUUACACAGACAGCGAUGGUAGGAAAUAUCCAACGUAACAUAUGCGACUCUUUUCAAGAUCUGGUAGACAUUGAUGCUGAAAAACGUUCGGGUAACUAUCCGGAACAAACAACCGAUAAUGUGGCACUUGCAAUGUUAGACCUCAUCCAGAAGGGUGAUAACGGAGCGGCUUGGGUCAGCGAAGGUGGUCAACCGCCGUACGCUGUGGAUUUUCCUCAUUAUUCCAAGCGAUGUCUGCCUGUAUAAAGCUGAUAUUUGACGACUUAUUUUACUCUCAUUUUACACGAUAACCAAAUGCUACAGCAUAUGGGUUAAAAAUUAAAAAACAGCAUUUCAAAUAAACAUUAACAUUCUAACCGAA